This is a messenger RNA of Lactuca sativa (garden lettuce), 396 nucleotides long. Its product is annotated as putative mitochondrial protein AtMg01250. The record is from RefSeq and is a predicted model, not a curated record. Lineage: Eukaryota; Viridiplantae; Streptophyta; Magnoliopsida; Asterales; Asteraceae.
AUGGUCAUGGACAGAGGCAAAAAAGGCAAGAAAAUGCUUCUAUUUAAAGCUGAUUUCAAUAAAGCGUUUGACUCAGUGAGUUGGGGAUUUUUGGAUUCAAUCAUGGAGCAAAUGGGCUUCGGGUCGAAAUGGAGGUCAUGUAUGAAUGGUUGUCUUGGAUCCGGUAGAGCUUCGGUGAUCAUCAACGGCAGUCCGACCAAGGAUUUCUCUAUGUCAAAAGGUGUCAGACAGGGAGAUCCACUCUCCCCAUUUCUUUUUAUCAUUGCGAGUGAAGGAUUAAAUCAGGCGAUGAAGACAGUUGUGGAAAAAGGAAUCUUCGAAGGCAUCAAAUUUUCACAAUCUAAUCAAUGUUCGUCUCAUUUAUUCUAUGCAGAUGACACAUUGUUUAUAGGCUAA